Molecule: messenger RNA, 1272 nt
Organism: Cutaneotrichosporon cavernicola
Lineage: Eukaryota; Fungi; Basidiomycota; Tremellomycetes; Trichosporonales; Trichosporonaceae
Exons: 2
Coding region: 1-1272 (423 amino acids)
Cellular component (GO): nucleus; cytoplasm
Molecular function (GO): RNA polymerase II CTD heptapeptide repeat phosphatase activity; RNA polymerase core enzyme binding
Source: RefSeq, a predicted model, not a curated record
AUGGACCCAGCCUCAACCUCGGCCGUGCCGGCCGGCGCACAGCCGCCGCGCCCACGUCGACCGCCGUCCAGGUCGCCAUCCAAGCAACCUCUCCCACCCGCAUCCAAGCCAUCUCCCCCCCCACCCAGCCGCACCCUCAAGCAAUCUCCCCCGCCACCCAGCCGCACCCUCAAACAGCCGAUGACGUUGCGCGUCACCGAGGCGUCUGAAGCUGAGGCGGGGGCGGGAGACAAGGCCGAGCUCCGGAGAGCAUUCGAGAAGCGCGUCCAGUAUGCGCGCCGGGCUGAGAAAUGGGCCGACCGCGCUAUGGAACAGGUGUUGGAUCGCGACACGUUUGUCAAGGCUCUCUCAUACCUCCACUGCGCAUCGUAUCUCGAAGUACAACACGAGCGCCACCUCAAUGGUCUGUGCGCGUACACGCCCUGCGGCCGAGGCCCCGCCGCCGCGUAUCGGAGCGGCAAGCGAUUCGUCGUCUCAACCGCAUCACGCACCAUUACCGAGAAGGACGGUAAUGACGACCAGGCGUUCUGCGGCCGGAAAUGUGCUGCUCGGUCAUGGUAUGUUCUGCAACAAUUGGGGACGGCUGCCGCCUGGCUAGGCCCAGGUGAAAAGGUCACCUUGUUGGAGGAGAAGGAGGAUAACGGAGAGGUGGUGUGGGGCGGCAAGAAGGGAGAUGUGAUGAGUUGGGUCAAGCGAGAAGAGGAGAAGAAGAAGAGAGAGGAGGAGGAAGAGGAGGAGGAGAAGAAGGAGGAGACGGGAGUGGGCGCACUCCUCGCGGGGCUGACAAUUGUCGAGCGCGCAACGCCCAAGACGCCACCAGCGGCGCCUCGACUUAAUGUUCCCAGCCUCCCUGUCCUACCGGGUGUCCCAGUGGCCGUUAGCGGAUCAGGCCAACUGGCUGGCCUCCCACUCCCCCUUCCCGGUGGGGAGGUGCAGGUGUCCUCGCCUCUGUUCUCGAAGAACUCGUCUCUGUUAUCGAAAGAGGAGCUCGCGAACAGUGCCGCCGUGUCGCGUCGCGCUGGCUCGUCCCUCCUCUCCACUGAACACGCGGGCCUCGCUACGAGCGUGAUCAAUGCGUCGCGCAAGAUGGCCGUCGUUGAGCCCAGCGACGACAGCGAAGAGGAAGAGGAGGAGUGGGCCAAGGCUAUGGGGUGGGGAUCUGGGCCCGAGGUCGACGCGCUUUUCGCCGUUGCCGCCGAGUCGCGCAAGUUGAUGCAGGACAGCGAGGGCACAGCGGAGCAAAGCACACCAGCCGCGGCAUCUGGUCAGUAG